Messenger RNA from Aspergillus versicolor CBS 583.65, 621 nucleotides. RefSeq lists its product as uncharacterized. Lineage: Eukaryota; Fungi; Ascomycota; Eurotiomycetes; Eurotiales; Aspergillaceae. The coding region runs from base 1 to 621 and encodes 206 amino acids. The transcript has a single exon. The record is from RefSeq and is a predicted model, not a curated record.
AUGCUCCCGGCAUCCUCGUCCAACUCGUCCCAGUCCUCCUUCGACAGCCCCAUCAGCCAGUUUCCUCCCCAGCAACAUGCCUGGUACCCGACCAUCGUGCCCCGGCGCAGAGAGGUCCCCAAGUAUCCUCGCUUCUACUCAACGCCUCUGAACCAGGACCUCCCAGAGAGCACGCCGCUGCAGAUCUACGGCCUCGAGGAGCGCGAGCCCUCCAUCGCUGAGCGUCCCCGUCGCCUGGUUCGCUUCUCGCGCGCCCUCGACGACAUCAAGGAAGACUUUUCCACGCCCCUGCCCAACCCCCGCAACACCGCCGACGCCAUCCGCGCCCGCCGCCAGUCGACCUUCUCGUCCUUUUUCUUCGACAACAACUCGAAUCCGACGCUGGGCGUGAGCCGGACCUCGACUUCGGCUUCGGCUUCGGCGUUCAACUCUAGCGCCAGCUCCGAGAGGUCGUUCCCGCCGCCGCCGCCAAUCCCGGCCGACGAUGAGGCCUCGAAUAAGCCGCUGCGGAGGCUGAGUCGCCGGCUCUCGUCGCUCAGCUUCUCCCAGCGCAGGAACAAAUACCGCGGCGGGAAUGCCAGCAUUUCCCAGCCAAACCUGAUCGGCUCCAGCAAUUUUUGA